AUGGAAGGUGAAGAAUUUCAUCUUCAAUGGGAUGAGGAGGAUGUUAAGCCCACUAUUGUGGCAAAUGAAGAAGUAAUAUGUGGCCUUGAUAAUGUGCAGAGUGAAGCAUAUGGAAAUAUUACCUCUGAAGAAAUAAUAGCUGAUACUGACCAUAUAGCAGCACAAAAUCUAGUUUAUUUGUCACAAGAUGUCAGUUAUACGGAAAGUGCUGAAUUAACGGAAGAUCCUAAUGUGGAAUGUGUUACGGAAGAAGUUGUAACAGAUGACUGGGUCAUUUCUGGUGGACAGGAAAGCUUUCCUUUCAGAGUGGAAGUGCCUAUAGAACAUUUAGCAAAUCCCAUCCAAGACAUUAAAGAAGAAAAUGACAUUGAUGUUCCACUACCAACAGAUCAAGAUGAGUACACAGCAAUGCGACCAUGGCCGUGCGACUUCUGUUCGCGGCGGUUCCGCAAGAAAGCAGCAUUGAUGAACCACAUGGUGGCGCACCAGAACGACCGCCCGCACGCGUGCAACCUGUGCGGCGUGCGCUACGUGCGCAAGUGCGACCUCAUGGCGCACCUCAAGGUGCACGCCUACGUGCCGGACCCGGACCCUAUGGAUUAUCAGCAAGACGAACUUCUAGCACACACCCCUAUAGUAAAAACAAAGAAAAAAAGGGGUAGACGGAAAAAGAACCCAGAACCUGUUGAGAACGGUGUAUGGGAGCACAUGACGUCAGCGCGCACGCAGCAGUGGUCGCGGCGCGCGCGCACGCCGCCGCCCGCGCCGCCCUCGCCGCCCUCCCCGUCGCUGUCGCCGUCGCCGCCGCCGCCGCCCUCGCCCUCCCCGCCGCCGCCCGCAGACCCCUCGCGCCCCUUCGUGUGCCGCCACUGCGGGAUCGGCUUUGCGAGAGAGAAGGCCCUCCAGUCGCAUGCUAGGGUGCACGGCGGCGACUCGCCGGUGGAGUGCGGCGAGUGCGGUGAGCUGUGCUGGUCGCGCGAGGCGCUGCGCGUGCACGCCGCGGCGCGCCACCCGCACCUGCGCGCGCCCGCGCCCGCCAAGCAAGAGCCCGACUACGAUGACUGCAAUUCUGGUGACGACAUGGAGUUCCGGCUGUCGCCCGCGGCGCACAGCGGCAGCGAGGCGGAGGCGGGGCGCGCGCGCGGCCGCCCCGAGCGCGACGUGCGCGGCCCCGAGCUGUUCUGCGGGCACUGCGGCGUGGCCUUCCAGCGCGCCGACCUGCUGCGCCGGCACGUCGCCGCCGCGCACAGCUACAAGCGGCACGACAGCACGAGCACGUGGGAGCAGGAGCACACGUGCGACGUGUGCGGCGAGAGCUGCCCCGACGCGCUGCAGCUGCUGGCGCACGCCGAGCGCCACGCGGAGCGCUCGCGGACUACCAGAUUAAAAAGAAUGGGUAGAGGUAAAAACAGUAGUGCAUCGAGUAACUCGCGGCAGUUCCCUUGUAGAGAAUGCGGCAAAGUGUUCGGGUCGCGCAGCUCGCAGCAGAUCCACAUCCGCAUCCACACGGGCGAGCGCCCCUACGCCUGCCGCUUCUGUUGGAAGGCCUUCGCGGACGGCGGCACGCUGCGCAAGCACGAGAGGAUACACACUGGAGAGAAGCCGUACGCAUGCGCCGUGUGCCCGCGCGCAUUCAACCAGCGCGUGGUGCUGCGCGAGCACGUGCGCUCGCACCACUCCGCGCCCGACCGCCGCGCUAACGGUGGAUAUCAAUAUUGUUGUGUAGUGUGUGGACGACCGAUGCACUCAAGCGCCGAAUUAGUCCAACAUCUUAUUCAACACUGUGAUGAAAAUACAGCCAUGAAAAGGCAACCUCAGAGUGGACCAAGAAAGUAUAAGCGGCGACGAAAAAUAAAAACCGAAGAGUCACCCGCUCGACGCGAGUGGGAGGUUCCGUCGCCUUCUCCCGCGCCCUCCCCCGUGCCCUCACCCGCGCGCUCGCCCUCGCCCGCGCCCUCCCGCUCGUCCCUGCUGUCCCCGCGCACGCGCCGCGCGCCCCGCACCUCUCCGCCGCGCCGCCGCCGUCGACGCGCACCGCCCCCGCGCCCCAAGAUGAUACACACUGAGGAGCCCAGACCGAGGACUAAACAGGUACGAAGUCGGAGACCUCCACGGCGUCCAGCGGAUGAUUUGCGAGCGAUAGGGCCGCGCUCCCCGUCGCCCGCUCCGCCCUCCCCGUCGCCCGCUCCGCCCUCCCCGUCGCCCGCGCCGCCCUCCCCGCCCGCACUGGCGCCGCCCUCCCCGCCUGCGCUGGCGCCGUCCUCCCCGCUCGCGCCGACGUCGCCCUCUCCACCCUCGCCCGCGCCGCCCGCCGCCGCGCUCGACGACGGCCCGGUGAAGUGCGCCAUGUGCUUGCUGGAGUUCCCGCAUCUGGAUGCGCUGCUGAUGCACGUGCCGGUGCACAUA
Messenger RNA from Brenthis ino (lesser marbled fritillary), 2406 nucleotides. NCBI's taxonomy places the organism in Eukaryota, Metazoa, Arthropoda, Insecta, Lepidoptera, Nymphalidae. The record is from the annotation of a GenBank genome assembly.